AUGGAGUUUUUACUUGAAACUUCAGCAUUGCGACAGGAAGGCAUAGCUGCGCCAUCCACUCGGUCACCACGUAGCAGUGCCUUAUCGCACCAGCCGGCCAUUAAUGCUGCUCCAGUCGCAGCUCCCAGCAGCAAUCCACUGCUAUCUAAUGACAAGCCAACCUUCGCAGGCCACCGCGCACAACAAGUCGCUGAAGCUGUCCUCCCAAGCUCGACAACUAGUCCAGAGCAGUCGCUAGCGAACAACGGUAUAUCGAUUCUGCCGACAUCUGCAGAGGAUAUCCCACUUGUUCACUUCCAUGAGGGCAAGGUACAAUGUCUGAGAGACUCUAUGCUCCGGUCGAAACCCAGUAGGCUGGAGUUCAUAUCUAUGCUCCCUAAGACCGAAGCACUUCUGCUGGUUGAGUCUUUUAUCGAAGAUGUCAACAAAGUCUUUCCACUCUUCCACGUGCAGUCGCUCAAGUUUAUGUGCAGGCAUAAGUAUCCAGUAGAUGCGGACUCCGUGGAGCCUGCUUGGUGGGCUUGUUUGAAUGCGAUCAUCGCCAUGGAAAUCCAGUUGAAGAUCUCGAACAGUACCUCCAGAGCGGUGGCCGAAUUUUCGUGGAGCUUUUUCAAGAAUGCGUUCUUUGUUCUUACGGAACUGAUCACCGACAGCCCCAGUAUAUUAGCUGUCCAGGCCGUCCUCGUCAUGGCGACCUUUAUGAGCGGAACCACGGACCUACAGACUUCGACGUUUCUCACCUCUUCUGCGAUCAGGAUGAUGCAAACUAUCGGUCUAGACAAAGAGGAUCUAGGCAAUAGGUUGAGCGCCAUCGAGAAGGAGCAACGAAGACGCAUAUUCUGGAUCGCCUUCUUGCUUGACGGGGCCACAAGCCUGAACUUGGGAUUGCCCCCUGUGCUGGAUUUCGAGAACGUUCGAAUAAAUCUCCCCACUGAGGACUCGCCGGACGGACUGGGGACACUGUUCAACUCGGAUGGAACAGGCAGUGUGAACAUAUUCAGGCUCAGAGUCGAGCUAGCCAUCAUCAGGUCAAAGAUAUACAAACGGUUGUUUAGCCAGGAUGUCACAGGAGUCACGGGCCACUAUGCACAAAACCAAGUUAGUGAGCUCCAAUAUGAGUUGAGGGUUUGGAAAGAGAAAAUCCCAGCUGAAAUCCAGCUGGAUCAUGCUUCCCAAACUGGGGGUGAAACAAGAGAGUUGCCUGUGGUUAUGUUGCAGUUUGAGUUCCACCACUGUAUGGACUUGAUCAACAGGACAGCCACAGCACGUCACAGCUCUCAAGAAUUGCUUCGAAGGGGUGCGUUUUGCACCGACGCAGCUAGAAAAACACUUCGCCUGCUUGACUUCGUUGGUUGCCCACCAUUCUCAGAUCUAUGGCGAGCGCUACCUUAUCCUCUCUGUGCAACCAUCACACUGCUUGCAGAGGUGCUUGCCAGACCCGCCGGUACUCAAGCCGCGGCGGAUGUCAGCCUCAUCGGCUCAUUCCUGCGGUUUCUGAAGAAUAUCCAGCAGAAAGAAGGCUAUGAUAUUACUCGAUUCGUGGGUGGUUGCGCAGUGCUUAAUGACGCUGCCAAAGCUGCCAUUGCCAGGACGCAAGCAGAAGGGUGUAUCCAGACCGAAAUCGAAGUUCGCGGCGAUGCAACACAGUCACCAGUGGAUCCAGUGUCGGACCCAACUAUUCAGGCAAAGUUGACAGAGAGGCUUUUAUCGUGGCUUCAAAAGUUCCCCAGCUACAUGCACCUCGCUCAUGGCCUCAUGGGAAACAUGCCGAGACUAACUUAUGCAGCCUCAUUGGUGCUCUCUGACAUCUUCAGGGGUUUUGACGGGAAUGGUGCUCCUUUUCAAUCUUUUGCAUCCGAGACUUUGAUGCCGAGCACGUACGGACUGGGCUCGGCAACGAGCCAGGUACCAACUAGCGCUGUUCAUCCCCACGCAGACACAUGCGAGAAUACAACGCAGUGGGAGUUGUUGUGUAGGUAG
This is a messenger RNA of Exophiala spinifera, 1980 nucleotides long. RefSeq lists its product as uncharacterized. Gene Ontology annotation, biological process: DNA-templated transcription. The record is from RefSeq and is a predicted model, not a curated record. NCBI's taxonomy places the organism in Eukaryota, Fungi, Ascomycota, Eurotiomycetes, Chaetothyriales, Herpotrichiellaceae. Gene Ontology annotation, molecular function: zinc ion binding; DNA binding. The transcript has 2 exons. The coding region runs from base 1 to 1980 and encodes 659 amino acids.